ACUUCAUCCUCCGCCUCAUUUUGCCCACUCAAACUCAAAGAGAUGAGAACAUAGUAGCAAGCAACAAUGUCUGUAACAAAGUGUCCUAGUGUCCUCGUGCUGUUAUUUCAUUUUUUUGCAUAACCAGCUCUGUGUGUGUGGUGUGUAUUUAGUAUGCACUAUUACACUGCUGCCCUCCUACAUCUCUGUGUACGAGAUCUAGUGAGACAAACUGGUCAGUCACAACAGAAGAAAGACAUCAACUACUUGCAUCAUAUGGCUACUCUCCAUCACUAGAAACACACAAAUGAUUAACAAACCAUCACAUCGUCUGUGGACAACAGAUUAAACAUACCUAUUGGAAGAAAAAGAAAGGACACUGAGGAGAAGAAGUGCCUUUGAGGCAACUGCUGUUGUUAUUCAGAGCUGUAUAAAUAAAAUUUCAUUGAACUGAACUGAAUUGAAGGGACCCAUACAAACAGCUUAAAAUCCCUUGAAAUGACUGGAAUAUAGUGGAGAAGAAAAGAAAAAAAAAACUGAACCAGGGUAUUUCAAAGAAAAGAUCCAUUUCGGGUAUUUUGUUUUAAGUUUCAUAAGCAACAAUGGCAUCAACAGGUCUUCAGCUGAUGGGCUUGGUGCUGGCUCUGCUGGGUUGGGUUUGCGGGGCGCUGGUGUGUGCUGCUCCUCUGUGGCGCGUAUCUGCAUUCGUUGGUGGAGAGCUAGUCAUUGCCCAGGUGUUGUGGGAAGGACUGUGGAUGAACUGUCUGUCUCAAACUACAGGACAGAUCCAGUGCAAGACCUAUGACUCCACCCUGGCACUGCCUAUGUUUACCCAAGCGGCCCGGAGCCUCACAGUUCUGUCUUUACUUCUCUGUCUUCUGGCCAUCAUCCUCGGGGUGUCAGGAGCCAAGUGUACUCACUGCAUGGGAGACAAUAACCAGGACACCAAGGCAAGACUGGGAAGGAUAGCAGGGGUACUCUUCAUUGUGGCGGGCCUUGCCUACUUAAUACCCAUCUGUGGGACUGCCUAUGCAAUCAUCAGGGACUUCUAUGAUCCAAAUAUUGCUGCGCCUUUGAAAAGAGAACUGGGGCCGGCAUUGUACCUGGGUUGGGGGGCCAGCAUAAUGCUCCUGGUGGGGGGAUCUCUGCUGCACGUCGGCUCUCCUCCACCAGGAGCAAGAGCUAUGCCCAUUGUCGGAAGACCAGCAAAAGACAGCCAACAAACAGUAGCAACAGGAGAGGUGAAGCAACAGGAGAAAUCUUUUGUAUGAAGAUACAGAGGUCACAACUUCAUCAUUUAAGUUUCUGGAAACUGCAAGGUCAUUAUCUACAAGAGGAUAUUCAGAACCUAAUAGGUUUCAUAGUAUUAUAAAGUUAAGUUUGUUUUGUUGAAUUGUGUUUAUUUAAUAAGGUGGUAUAAUAAGGUGGCAGGUGGUAUGGGUGCAGUGGUUAAUGCUAUUGUCUCAUGGCAGGAAAGGUCCAGUUAAAAACAAGGGGCACAGUGUCUAAAGACAUGUUAGGUUACCCUAACCCUUUAAAGCCAAGUGUAUUGUAUUUGAUACAUGUGUUUUUGUGAGUUUUUGAGACUUCUACAUCAUCAGCAUGAUUUUUUUUUUACCUUAAAAAAUGAUAUAAAUUGCAUGACAAAUUUUUAAUGACUAAAUUGCAAAAU
This is a messenger RNA of Oreochromis aureus, 1651 nucleotides long. RefSeq names its product claudin-9-like. Gene Ontology annotation, biological process: bicellular tight junction assembly; cell adhesion. The transcript is spliced from 2 exons. Gene Ontology annotation, molecular function: structural molecule activity. The record is from RefSeq and is a predicted model, not a curated record. Bases 582 to 1250 code for a protein of 222 amino acids. Gene Ontology annotation, cellular component: bicellular tight junction; plasma membrane. NCBI's taxonomy places the organism in Eukaryota, Metazoa, Chordata, Actinopteri, Cichliformes, Cichlidae.